This is a messenger RNA of Puccinia triticina, 1587 nucleotides long. RefSeq lists its product as uncharacterized. Gene Ontology annotation, molecular function: translation release factor activity, codon specific; sequence-specific mRNA binding. Gene Ontology annotation, biological process: cytoplasmic translational termination. Bases 1 to 1587 code for a protein of 528 amino acids. The record is from RefSeq and is a predicted model, not a curated record. The transcript is spliced from 6 exons. Lineage: Eukaryota; Fungi; Basidiomycota; Pucciniomycetes; Pucciniales; Pucciniaceae. Gene Ontology annotation, cellular component: translation release factor complex; cytosol.
AUGCAGCAACUGCCCGCACGACGUCGAGGCGUCACGGGUCAGGUCGGGGGACCCGUGAGAACGGCGCCGUGGUCCAACGUGUUGCGGAGCAACAACUCUUGGAAACCACCUAGGAACACUGCGUCGGAUAUCGUUUCACUAGCCCCAAAAGACUUGGGAAUUACCAACACAGUCAACGAUAUGUCCGGACAACCGCAGUCAGAAGCCGAGCAAAACAUUCAAAUAUGGAAGAUCAAGAAGUUGGUCAAAAGUCUUGAGGCCGCUCGAGGUGCCGGAACUAGUAUGAUCAGCUUGAUCUUACCACCCAAAUCGCAAAUCAGUCAAGCGGCUAAUAUGCUGGCUCAAGAAUAUGGUACAGCCUCCAAUAUCAAAUCCCGGGUGAAUCGGUUGUCUGUUUUGGCGGCUAUUACAUCUACUCAACAAAGACUCAAGCUCUAUAAUCGGAUCCCACCAAACGGUCUAAUUGUCUAUUGUGGAACAAUCCUCACGGAUGAGGGCAAGGAAAAGAAAGUGAACUUCGACUUUGAACCCUUCAAGCCAAUCAACACCUCGCUCUAUCUGUGUGACAACAAGUUCCACACCGAAGCGCUCUCUGAACUAUUGGAAUCGGAUGCCAAGUUUGGGUUCAUCGUCAUGGACGGAAACGGCUCCUUGUUCGGGACACUGGCCGGUAAUACUCGAGAAGUCAUUCACAAGUUUACAGUUGACUUGCCCAAGAAACACGGCCGUGGUGGUCAAUCUGCGCUCCGUUUCGCCCGACUUCGAGAAGAAAAGAGACACAACUACGUCCGUAAGGUGGCCGAAUUCGCUGUCCAACAUUUCAUCACGAAUGACAAAGUCAAUGUCCAAGGAAUCGUGAUGGCCGGUAGUGCGGAUUUCAAAACAGAGCUAAACCAGAGUGACAUGUUCGACCCUCGGUUGGCUGCUAAAGUCAUCAAAGUAGUCGAUGUCAGUUAUGGCGGUGAAAACGGAUUCAAUCAAGCUAUCGAAUUAGCUGCUGAAAGUUUAUCGCAGGUCAAAUUCAUCCAAGAGAAGAAAUUGAUUCAAAAAUAUUUUGACGAAAUCGCACUUGAUACAGGAAAGUAUUGUUUUGGAGUUGAAGAUACCCUCAGAGGUCUAGAACUGGGAGCAGUCGAGACACUAAUCGUCUGGGAGAACCUUGAUAUCACACGUCACACCUUGCGAUCCUCAACAGGAGAAACGAUUAUCAUUCACACAAAUGCGCCCCCACCAACGGCCUCGAACAACACAAGUGCGGGACAAUCUGGAGCGAACAGCGGAGGUACCUCGCUAGCAUUGGCCCAUUUACCCGAAAAGGAGCGAGAGAAAUUUAUCGAUAAGGCUACCGGGCUGGAGAUGGAACAAGCCGCCGAACCUCAAUCUCUACUCGAAUGGUUGGCUGAAAAGUAUCAGGAGUUCGGGGCGGCCUUAGAGUUCGUCACAAAUCGAAGUACCGAAGGUUCUCAAUUUGUCCGCGGUUUCGGUGGGAUCGGCGGGGUCCUGAGAUACAAAGUCGACUUUGGUUUGAUUGCUGAUGCCUUUGAGGAUGGCGAGGAGGGCGAAUUCAUGACAGACUCGGAUGAAUAA